Scleropages formosus (Asian bonytongue) is the source of this 1592-nucleotide messenger RNA. It is a transcript of the gene pin1, whose product is annotated as peptidylprolyl cis/trans isomerase, NIMA-interacting 1. The transcript has 4 exons. NCBI's taxonomy places the organism in Eukaryota, Metazoa, Chordata, Actinopteri, Osteoglossiformes, Osteoglossidae. Gene Ontology annotation, molecular function: peptidyl-prolyl cis-trans isomerase activity; protein binding. Gene Ontology annotation, cellular component: cytosol; nucleus. The record is from RefSeq and is a predicted model, not a curated record. Bases 37 to 507 code for a protein of 156 amino acids.
GCGGGGGAGGGAAGAGAGAGUGGCGCGCGCAGCGAAAUGGCGGAUGAGGAGAAGCUGCCGCCGGGUUGGGAGAAGCGCAUGAGCCGCAGCUCCGGACGCGUCUACUACUUUAACCACAUCACGAACGCCAGCCAGUGGGAGCGGCCGAGUGGCGACGGCAAGGGGGAGCCUGAAAAGGUGCGCUGUUCCCACCUGCUGGUGAAGCACAACCAGUCGCGUCGCCCGUCUUCAUGGCGAGAGGAGAACAUCACACGCUCCAAGGAGGAGGCGCUGCAGCUCAUACAGCAAUACAUUGAGAAGAUCCGCUCUGGAGAAGAGGAGUUUGAAAGUCUGGCCUCCCGCUUCAGUGACUGCAGCUCUGCACGCAAUGGAGGAGACCUGGGUACCUUUGGCCGAGGUCAGAUGCAGAAACCCUUUGAGGAUGCCUCAUUCGCCCUGAAGGUGGGCGACAUGAGCGGGCCUGUGUUCACAGACUCCGGCGUUCAUGUCAUCUUGCGCACAGGAUGAGGGAGGGCAGCCUGCCUGUGCCCAUCUUCAUACAAGCACACCACACGCUACAGCUGAUCUACAUGAAACACACCAUGAACAUACAUAUAUCUAUACAUACACAGCUUUCUCUAGUGUCUACCAUCCAGAUACCUUCCCCGUUUUGAAAUGGACCCCCAACAUAAUUUCAUAUAUCCGUAGACAAGCUGCCUUUUUCUGAGCCAUCUGCUCUGCCCUCGUACUGCGACUAGCUCUGACCCCUGCUGCAUGUACAAACAAGGCUGGAAUGAGUCAAGACCUACCCGUGGCUUUAUCCCUGAACCUUUUCACCCCUAACAGCCACAUGUGGUGGUGGUGGCAGCGGCGGCGGUCAUGAUAAUAAUGACCAUGGUAAAGACCAGCCAUGCCCUGAUGUCCCACGGUAGGGACUAGGAGUGCACAGGUGUAGUUUCCCGUAUGCCAGAGGAAUAGUGGCAGGUAUGUCACGGGGUCACAUGCCCCAUGGCUGCCUGGGCCCCGAACACUGUCGCACUGACCCACCGAGCACCUGCUGCUGGUCCAUAAUGCCAUCAUCCCGUUAAACUGGCUCCUCAUCAGAGACGAGCUGCUGACGGUGUGUGUGUGGGGGGGCUCACCUACUCCACAUGCACAAGUAAAGCGUUUUUGUGAAUUUAUCAACUAUCUGCAAUUUUUUUUUUUUUUUUUUUUAAACCACGGUGUUGUCGGGAACAUGCUUUUCUUCCUGCUAGCAGUACUUUUUUGGCCUGGGAAAGGGGGCGGUGCACGGACACGUGCGGUAGCCAUGGAAGUGUAAAAUAAAACUGUUGGACCUGUGUGUGUGUGUGUGUGUGUGUGUGUGUGUGUGUGUGUGUGUGUGUGUGUGAUGCGGUGUCCAUCCUUGCAGUGUAACUUGGGCUGUAGAUGCUUUACUGACUUCAGAAUCUUCUGUGUGCUCAGAGUGCUCUUCCUGCGCAAGUUCCUCUGUUAUUGGUUGACCUUUUGCUCUCAUGGCUUAAUUACCCAGAAUGCAUGUGUAGAGGGGGGGUGUUUGCAACAGUGCCAAGCAUCACUUGGAUGUUCAUCACAAUUAAAUAUUUUUUUUUUAA